CCAUUCUCCUCCCCUUUGCACCCCAACUCAACCCGUUCCGUUUUCUGGUCCUUUUGGCGCCCGGAGAAACCAUUACAAUUCGCAUACGGAUCGAGAGAGUGAUUCUUCUUCCGUCGUCGCCUUUGGUGGCGAUCGUCGUUGUCGCUGUUGUGGUUCCUUUGCCCUCGAUCGAUCGAUCGAUCGAUUUCUUGGGAUCGAGGUUGAGAGAUAGAGAGAGAGAAGGGGAGGGAGCGAGGGAGGGAGGAUGUCGUUGGGGAGUAGCAGCAGCCGGAACCACUACGGGGAGUUCAACCAGAAGAUCGACUACGUGUUCAAGGUGGUUCUGAUUGGGGACUCGGCGGUGGGCAAGUCGCAGCUGCUCGCCCGCUUCUCCCGCAACGAGUUCAGCAUCGACUCCAAGGCUACCAUCGGCGUCGAGUUCCAGACCCGCACCAUCACCAUCGACCACAAGACCAUCAAGGCCCAGAUCUGGGACACCGCCGGCCAAGAGAGGUACCGAGCAGUAACAAGUGCUUACUAUAGAGGCGCAGUGGGGGCAAUGUUGGUCUAUGAUAUCACGAAACGACAGUCGUUUGACCAUAUGACGAGAUGGCUGGAGGAACUACGGGGGCAUACUGAUAGAAACAUUGUGAUAAUGCUCAUUGGAAAUAAGUCUGAUCUCGGAACUCUUCGUGCUGUGCCAAUCGACGAUGCCAAGGAGUUCGCCCAGCGCGAGAAUCUUUUUUUCAUGGAGACUUCCGCUCUUGAGGCCACUAAUGUUGAGAGUGCUUUUCUAACCGUGCUCACUGAUAUCUAUCGGAUCACGAGCAAGAAAUCCCUUGUUGCUAAUGAUGGGUCUGACUCUACUGGAAACUCAAGCCUGCUCAAAGGAACCGAGAUAGUAGUCCCUGGUCAGGAGCCUUCGAGUGGGACUAAAUCUACGUGUUGUGGGUCUACAUAGAUGGUGUAGUUUCCAUUGUCCAUUAGUUUUUUGCUUGUCAAAUGUAUCCGGAUAGAUUUUCUUCGUUCUUCUCUCUUGUUUUCUUUGACCAUAUUAGAAUAUGAUACACACAUCUUACUGUUCUUAAAAGAUGAUUAUUGUAAUAUGCUGAUAACUAGAUAUAUAUUUUGAAGGAUUUUUUAAGUAACAUGAAACUUUGGAUUCAA
Molecule: messenger RNA, 1146 nt
Organism: Musa acuminata subsp. malaccensis (wild Malaysian banana)
Lineage: Eukaryota; Viridiplantae; Streptophyta; Magnoliopsida; Zingiberales; Musaceae
Product: ras-related protein RGP1
Biological process (GO): vesicle-mediated transport
Cellular component (GO): endosome
Molecular function (GO): GTPase activity; GTP binding
Source: RefSeq, a predicted model, not a curated record